CAAAAAAAAAGGUUGCCCGCGUCAUGACGUCAUGGACUCUGGUGUCCGGCCUAUAUAAACACUUUCCAGUGGAGAUUUUUUACACAAGAAGACACGUCAUUUCUCUUUUCCAUCCAAAUUACGCCUCAAUUUGUUCUUCAUUUUGUUUCCUUCAAUUCAACUGUAGCUCUCCAGCUCGAAAAAUGGCGAUGAAGCUUGCUGCUACCUCUGCAAUUCGCUCUUUCGCUUCAUCUUCUGGGAUUUCUGGCUCUUCAGCUUUUGCUAGAUGCUUACAUGCUUCUGCAGGGAGCAAAAAGAUUGUAGGGGUUUUCUACAAGGCCAAUGAGUACGCUGCAAAGAAUCCUAAUUUCUUGGGGUGUGCAGAGGGAGCUUUAGGCAUACGUGAGUGGUUGGAAUCACAGGGCCACCAAUACAUUGUCACCGAUGACAAAGAAGGACCAAACUGUGAACUUGAAAAGCAUAUCCCUGAUCUCCAUGUCCUCAUAAGUACACCCUUCCACCCUGCCUAUGUUACGGAAGAAAGGAUCAAAAGGGCCAAAAACUUGCAACUGCUUCUGACAGCUGGAGUUGGGUCUGAUCAUAUAGAUUUGAAGGCAGCAGCUGCGGCUGGGUUAACUGUUGCAGAGGUCACAGGAAGCAAUGUUGUCUCAGUUGCAGAAGAUGAGCUCAUGAGAAUUCUUAUUCUUGUCCGGAAUUUCUUACCUGGAUAUCAUCAAGUUAUUACUGGGGAGUGGAAUGUAGCAGGUAUUGCUUACAGAGCCUAUGAUCUGGAAGGAAAGACUGUUGGAACUGUUGGUGCUGGACGCAUUGGUAGGCUUUUGCUCCAACGGUUGAAACCUUUCAAUUGUAAUCUCCUCUAUCAUGAUCGACUUAAGAUGGACCCUGAAUUGGAGAAUCAAACUGGGGCAAAAUUUGAAGAGGAUCUCGAUGCAAUGCUUCCCAAAUGUGACAUAGUUGUCAUCAACACACCUCUUACAGAGCAGACAAGGGGAUUGUUUAACAAAGAUAAGAUUGCAAAAAUGAAGAAAGGUGUGCUCAUUGUUAAUAAUGCUCGAGGAGCAAUUAUGGAUACACAAGCAGUUGUCGAUGCUUGCUCUAGCGGACAGAUUGGAGGUUAUAGUGGGGAUGUCUGGUACCCACAACCAGCACCGAAGGACCAUCCAUGGCGUUAUAUGCCAAAUCAAGCUAUGACCCCUCAUAUUUCUGGAACCACCAUUGAUGCACAGUUGCGAUAUGCAGCUGGAGUGAAGGACAUGCUUGAUCGAUACUUCAAGGGAGAAGAAUUUCCUCUACAGAAUUACAUUGUCAAGGAAGGCAAAAUAGCAAGUCAAUAUCUGUGAGUUGUCUAAAAGUGUAAUUUUCAAGGUCCCAGAAUAAUUUACCUUCGUAGAGGUUCCCAGUUUUCCAUGAGAAAACAAUGACUAUGCUGUAUGGAGUGAACUUAGGAUGGUUAUAAUCCAUCUGCAACUUUGUGAUCUGUGUAUAUCAGCAUCUGAUUAUGUGUGAUAAAAAUUCCCCCCUCCUUUGGUCAUAACUGGUGUGUGUUUGGACGUGUUAAUUCCAUUAAUUUGAACUUUUGGGAUCUCUUUGGUCA
This is a messenger RNA of Hevea brasiliensis (rubber tree), 1594 nucleotides long. RefSeq names its product formate dehydrogenase, mitochondrial. The record is from RefSeq and is a predicted model, not a curated record. Lineage: Eukaryota; Viridiplantae; Streptophyta; Magnoliopsida; Malpighiales; Euphorbiaceae. The transcript is spliced from 6 exons. Gene Ontology annotation, molecular function: NAD binding; oxidoreductase activity, acting on the CH-OH group of donors, NAD or NADP as acceptor; formate dehydrogenase (NAD+) activity. The coding region runs from base 24 to 1340 and encodes 438 amino acids. Gene Ontology annotation, cellular component: mitochondrion; chloroplast.